Benincasa hispida (wax gourd) is the source of this 670-nucleotide messenger RNA. RefSeq names its product ATP-dependent helicase/nuclease subunit. The record is from RefSeq and is a predicted model, not a curated record. NCBI's taxonomy places the organism in Eukaryota, Viridiplantae, Streptophyta, Magnoliopsida, Cucurbitales, Cucurbitaceae.
AAAUCAGGCGGAGUCGGAUUGGCGGAUCACGAGGUCCAUGACCAUAUCCAUACCCAUACCCAUACCUCACGUGUCUCUACAGUUCAAUUUGAGAAGAAAGGGAUCUGUGAAUUUGGGAAAAUGAUCGGCAGUUCUCGUAAAUGGGCUUAUAUGCGGAUCAUCGCCGGCACCAUCGUGGGCGGCGUUCUUGGCUUCUAUGUAAUGCACCGCGUUGAACUGGGCUAUAAGGAGAAGAUGAAAGAGAGGUUAAAACAAUACGAAAACGAACUGAAGAAGAAAGAGCAAAUGAAAGAACUUGAAGACUCGCUAUAGUGUGAGUGUCGUACAUUUGUCUUAGUUGGAUGUUCUGAUUUUACAGAGCCAAGAUUGAAGUUCGAGUGUUUUCUGCAUCGACUUUAGAAAUUGACAGCAUAAGAACACUCCAACUUGUUGCCUAAAACAUUCCAUAUCAAUUAGGGCACUGGAGUAUAGAACUGGAUUUGGAAAUGAAGUAGUGUAGGCUGAAAAGAAGAGAAUUGGGUUGAAAUUUUGUUUCUCAUGUCUAAAAUUUUUUCAUUGAUUAGCGGCCUAUGUGUUUUGUUAUGUGGUUACUGAUUAGUUUAUGAUUGAUUCCUUUGGACUUCCCAUAUGAUUAAUGUCAAGCCCUUUACCUUGCUGUCUUUUGUGCUUA